Messenger RNA from Betta splendens (Siamese fighting fish), 3380 nucleotides. Its product is annotated as CCN family member 3-like. Gene Ontology annotation, biological process: cell adhesion; signal transduction. The transcript has 5 exons. Gene Ontology annotation, cellular component: extracellular matrix; extracellular region. Bases 1476 to 2519 code for a protein of 347 amino acids. Gene Ontology annotation, molecular function: integrin binding; heparin binding. The record is from RefSeq and is a predicted model, not a curated record. NCBI's taxonomy places the organism in Eukaryota, Metazoa, Chordata, Actinopteri, Anabantiformes, Osphronemidae.
CGUAAGGUGUAACUGGACUGAAUGUCCUUGGACGCAGACGGGCCACACGCGUGUUCUGCUCUUCUUGUUUACGACUUUCCGCAGAAGCAUUGAUGAUGCUGGACCGCCUGCGUAAACCGUCAGCGAGUCGCAGCGUGUGGCCCGACCGCCCGGCAGGACCCGAGUCCAACAGCAACAGCCACCGGGCCCAGACAGAAACAUCCGCGCCACCCGCCUGGCAGCAGCAGCUCGGCCUCCGCUCAGUCGCCAGACCGUCCGUCAGGGCCCAGAGGAGGAGUUUCACAGACGGAGGAACCAGAGAGUUAAACGCUGAUUACAACACAAUGAUGCUCUGAAGGAAGACGUGGAGGCUAUUUGUCCGUUCACCUGAGGCGUGAACGGGGACAAUCUAGUUAUUGAAAAGGUCAAAGCUGAUGAGGACUCCUCCGUCUGUGCAGUUUGACAUUCUUUGACUCUAACUAGAAAUAAUUCAAGAAUCCGGCAGAACUGUUGGCCGCUCACGAGGCCGCCGCCGCUGCUGAUCGGAGGCGCCCGGCGGAGACGCGGGACGUUCCAGCGUCGAGUAAACGGCCGGGCGGUAAUUUAUACUCGCAGCGAAUCCGGCUGAGCCAAAAACAACGUAUUACUAUGGCAACAAUUCAAACUGGCCUAAAUAAAACGGUGGGUGGAACCGGACUGUUCAGCACCAAAUGCUGGAGAAUUAAACCAAAACAUGUUUGCGUGUCAACCUUCUGCCUGCUGCCGAUUACACACCAGGGGCCUGUAGGACAUGUGUCGACUCAAACGCAGAGCUCAGACAAGAGCAGGAUUAUUAUUUUUCAUCUCGCACAUGUCCAGAUGUUCUUUCAUUCCUAUCCAGACUUACGCUCGCUUUUUUAUAGCGUCUGAGGGAGCCGUGAAAGUCGCUGGAGCAAAAUGAAAGCCAUCGGCGUGUUCCACGGACCCGGUCGUCCGCAUCUCUAAUCCACCCGAAUCCCAACACAUCUCAAACCAGAUGUGUGGAACGAGGUCACCCCCCACCGCUCCAAGGGACUGUGUGAUAUUUCAGGAAGCAGGAAGGAGUCUGUUUUCCACUGUGACCUCCCAGGUAGGGUCUGUGUAGAGGUCAAAAGGUCACCACCCACUGUCAGUGAAGACCGGACUCCCCGUCACAGAAAGAAGAGUGUGACGUGGGCAGAAGUGCUCAGCGUGUGAGGAAACGACUUAACUAUGAGCACGGACCUCCACAUUCCGACAAAGAGCCCUCUCACGUGUGACGUCCACCGACGGGAUCUCACACUUCCUCCGACGCUCCGGCCGAGUCCUCGGACAUUCCUGCUCGCUUGUUGUCAUGGUGCCAGCAGAACAGCCCCGCUAUAUAAGGUCCUCCCCUCCUGGGUCCCGGCGCACGGCGCACGGCGCUCCCACCUCGGCUCCUCUCAUCCGCACUGAGCACAACUUUCCCGACUGCAGAGAGUUCCCAUUCUAUCUGGAGGAUGUCCCCUUUAUUCACCUUUGUCUUGGCAUCACAGGUGUUCGCGUUGGCGUGGUCCCAGGUGUGUCCCCGGAGGUGCCAGUGCCCCAAGGAGCCGCCCAUGUGCCCCCCCGGGGUGCCCCUGAUCCUGGACGACUGCGUGUGCUGCCUGGUGUGCGCGCGGCAGGAAGGGCAGCUCUGCUCCGACCUGAACCCCUGCGACGCGCGGCGCGGUCUGCAGUGCGACUACUCCGUGGACGCGCACGGGAGGACGGGCGUCUGCGCCGCUCGGCGCGGCGGCGCGUGCGUCCUGGACGGCUCCGUGUACCGCAGCGGCCAGACCUUCUUCCCCAGCUGCAAGUACCAGUGCGCGUGCCGCGACGGGCAGGUGGCGUGCGUGCCGCGCUGCCACGUGGACGUGAUGCUGCCCGGGCCCGACUGCCCCGCGCCCCGCAGGGUCCAGGCGCCCGGCGAGUGCUGCGAGAGGUGGGUGUGCGAGGCGCCGGCGGAGGCCAGCGCCCUGGGAGGCGUCGCCAUGGCCGCCUACCGGCAGGAGGAGACGGUGCGGUUCGGCGGCUGGGACCCGAGCCUGAACUGCAUCGAGCAGACCACCGAGUGGGGAGCGUGCUCCCAGACCUGCGGCGUGGGGGUCUCCACGCGGGUCACCAACAAGAACCGCCAGUGCGAGCUGGUCAAGCAGAGUCGCCUGUGCGUGAUCAGACCCUGUGACGAGCGGCGGGACCGCACUCAGCCGGCGCCGCUGGCACCGAAGAGAGGCGGCAGGUGCCAGCGCACGCUGCGGAGCGAGGCGGCCGUGCACCUCUCCUACAGGAACUGCAGCAGCGCGCAGGCCUACCGGCCGCGCUACUGCGGCGCCUGCGUGGACGGCCGCUGCUGCACCCCCCACCGCACCAAGACCGCCCUGGUGGACUUCCAGUGCGCCGACGGCAGAAGCAGCCGCAGGCCGGUGAUGGUGAUCGUCAGCUGCGUGUGCCACAGCCACUGCCCGCGGGACGGCGGCGCGUGGGAGCCGCCCGAGCCGGGCCACGGCAGCGUGAGGUUGUAGGUCAGAGGUCAGAGGUCAGACGCAGGCCGGAGCGGGUGAGGGUCUCUUAUCAGGCCUAAAAUCCUGCUUCAAGGGUCACAUAGAGAGAGCGGAGUGAGCUGGAGAGUGAUUUUAUCAUGAAACAUCCUGUGGACAAAAUGGUGCCAUGUUCCCUGUUGCUAAGUAAAGCACUUAAUCCUUGUGACGCAGCCGUUUCCUUGGAGUCAGAGGGAAGAUGCAUUUGAAUCAGUCUGAUCAUACAAAUGCAUGAAGUAUCAUUUGGUGAGAGGUUUGACAGCGUAGCCAGCGGCUUGAAUUAUAACCCUUCAUUUUAAAACAGAGUCCGUCAUGGUCUCAUUACAAUAAUGAACAGGAGCAGCAGGGACUCGAGGGACCGUAGGAGCUGUUACGUCUCUGCAGUGAGAAUGUUCCAACUAUGAGACACAUUUUUGAAAUAGCUCCACCGUGUGCUUUGACCUGGUCCGUGAUCAAGGGCUUAACCUACUGUAUGAAACGAGUGAGUGGGGGCUCAGUGUUAAUUCCAACGUCUGCAUGAACCCCUCAUAUGUAUCAUGUUGAUUAUCAAGCUGAUUUCAAAGGUUUGGUUUACGGUUUAGGAAGAAUAAGUCCUGCUUUUCCUUGAAGGCAGUGACCAACUUUUCUGUGGACAAAGGUUUUGUAAAUACUUGCUGUAAAGAUUCUUUGACUGAGUGUGUAUUUAAUACACAGCAUUAACAUACAACAACGUCAGCAUGAACUGAACUGUAUAUAUUGCUUUGUUGUUUUUCUACUACAGUAUUUGUACUUAACCAUACGUCCCAUUGCUUUCCCUGUACUUGUCUGAGCUACGCUGUUUUUUGGUAUUAAAGUCAAAUUCCUUUU